AUGUAAAAACUAAAGAUUCUUUAAAAGAACUUCACAUAACGCAAUAGUUAAUUAAUUUGCUUGAACAGAGUGUUGAAGUCAAAUUUCAGCUCUGGUUACUCCAUGCAUAAUUUAGCUUCGGAUGCAAUAGCUAUUAGAUAAAAUCAAAACAAGCAAGAAAUUUUGUUAAUAACAAGAUUAAGAGAUCCAUUUAAGGGGAUGUUUGCUUUUCCAGGAGGGUUUGUAGAUUAAAAUGAAGAUCCAAAAGAUGCUUGCUUGAGAGAAUUAAAAGAAGAAUGUGGUAUUGAAGGUUUUAAUCCAUAGCUUGUAACAGUAGCAGGAAAGCCCGGAAGAGAUCCUAGGAAGCAUGUUAUUUCUAUAGUGUAUUAUGUCAAUGUUGACCCGUAAUCUCAAGUUCAAGCUGGCGACGAUGCUGCAACAGCUUGCUGGUACAAUUUAUAAGAUGUCGUAAAGAAUUAAAAUUAAAAAUUCCAAAUGGCUUUUGAUCAUAGAGAUAUUCUAGACAUAUUUAUAAGGAAAUUUAAAUCAGAAAUAAAUUGA
Messenger RNA from Stylonychia lemnae, 540 nucleotides. Lineage: Eukaryota; Ciliophora; Spirotrichea; Sporadotrichida; Oxytrichidae. The record is from the annotation of a GenBank genome assembly.